AUGGCCACUUCCAAUAAGGUUGUCAACCCAAUCGAUCCGGACUUUCACGGGUAUCUUGAUCCCGAUUUCAUUGAAUACUACAAUACAAGACUCGCUAUACGUCCUGCAACUGACCAAGUGGUCUUCGCCGACGUUCGUAAAAACCCAGAAAGGUUCCGAGGAAACUGGUGCCGUGACUUCAGCGAUCAGCCUCGUGUAACGACUUUCGAAAUCUCGUCAGAGGAUGGCACUAAAUUCAAGGCACGGAGCUACCACCCUGACCCCGAAAGGUAUGGCCCGGGGCCGUAUGCAGUUCACAUAAAUUAUCAUGGUGGGGGUUUCUGUUUCGGAGACCUCACAGAAGAUGCUCAAUGGUGUAUGCUGAUGUGCGCAAGAGUGGGAAUUAUUAUUGUUGAUGUUGACUACCGUCUCUGUCCAGAGAGCAGAUAUGGAAAAGGGAUUGAAGAUGGUUGGGCCGCGCUGAAAUGGGUUUACACACACAGCAAGGAAUUAAACUCCCGUCCCGGUUCCAUCUCAAUUGGUGGAGUGUCUGCUGGUGCCUUCAUGAGUUGCGUUUACCAACACAUGGCCCGCGAUGCAGGCCUGAAGCUAAAGCUAGCAAUCCUUUGUGUUCCCACGGCACAGAGCCGUACAACAUUUAACCAACCGGAAGACUCGGGUUUUUUAUCAUAUAUCGAGAACGCAAAAGCACCUUGCCUAAAUUGGGGGCGCUUAAUGUACCUCAGAGAUGUGGUUGGCGAUCGAUCAAAAGUUCCAAAGUUAUGGAGUGAGCCACUUCAUGAAGAGAACUUUGCGGGAAUAUGUGAUACUUUCAUAGCAACUGCUGGUGCAGAUCCAGUGAGGGAUGAAGGCGAGGCGUAUGGGUUAAAACUUGUGAAGGCAGGUUGCAGGGCCACUUUCCGACGAUACACUGGUGUACCUCAUACUUUCCAGCACAUGGGUGAGCUGGAGAAGACAAAAUUAUAUAACGAAGACACCUGUCUAGCUCUGAAGAGUGCACAUGAUCCUUCAGAUGUUCAUAAGUAA
Molecule: messenger RNA, 1026 nt
Organism: Talaromyces proteolyticus
Lineage: Eukaryota; Fungi; Ascomycota; Eurotiomycetes; Eurotiales; Trichocomaceae
Product: Alpha/Beta hydrolase protein
Exons: 5
Coding region: 1-1026 (341 amino acids)
Molecular function (GO): hydrolase activity
Source: RefSeq, a predicted model, not a curated record